GCUUCUUGUUCCAGGCUCCAGUACUGAUUUUUAAGCGAGCAGUGACACGACUAUAUCAGACAGCGAGAAAAGCGGGAUUGUACUGCGUUUAAGCGGUUUCUGCUUGAGGAUACGAAAAAGCCGCUUCUAGUUUCUGAACAUCUGGGCGGAGAUGUAAUAGUUUACUGGCACUGGCGUUGUGUUUUUGUUGCUUUUCUUGUGGGGACCUCCCUAAAGCUUCAACUCAGGAACUCUGACAUUCCCUGUCUUGGCAGCUACAGUGUUUCCUUUUGCCGCAUGUGCAGAAAAUGGCAACUGCUCUCAGUGGACGCCCACCUAACAAUCGGAAAGGCCGCAUUUUAGGCAUUAUUGACGCCAUCCAGGACGCUGUCGGACCCCCUAAGCAGGCGGCCGCUGACCGCCGGACCGUAGAGAAAACAUGGAAACUCAUGGACAAAGUGGUGAGGUUGUGUCAGAACCCCAGAUUACAGCUAAAGAACAGUCCUCCGUACAUCCUGGAUAUUUUACCUGACACUUACCAACACCUGAGGCUGAUUUUGUGCAAAUACGAAGAGAACCAGAGACUUACUCAGCUAAGCGAGAAUGAUUAUUUCAAAGUGUACAUCGACAGCCUGAUGAAGAAAUCCAAAAGAGCAAUCCGCCUCUUUAAGGAAGCCAAGGAGAGAAUGUAUGAAGAACAGUCACAAGACAGGCGGAAUCUCACCAAGCUCUCGCUGAUCUUCAGUCACAUGUUGGCCGAGAUCAAAGCCAUCUUUCUAGGUGGACAGUUCCAAGGAGACACAUUCCGCAUUACCAAGGCAGACGCUGCUGAUUUUUGGAGAAGGUCUUUCGGUGAAAAGUAAGUUUUCUUCUCAUUU
Carassius auratus (goldfish) is the source of this 857-nucleotide messenger RNA. RefSeq names its product E3 ubiquitin-protein ligase CBL-B-B-like. Gene Ontology annotation, cellular component: plasma membrane; membrane raft. The transcript has 4 exons. Lineage: Eukaryota; Metazoa; Chordata; Actinopteri; Cypriniformes; Cyprinidae. Gene Ontology annotation, biological process: negative regulation of epidermal growth factor-activated receptor activity; cell surface receptor signaling pathway. Gene Ontology annotation, molecular function: ubiquitin protein ligase activity; SH3 domain binding; phosphotyrosine residue binding. The record is from RefSeq and is a predicted model, not a curated record. The coding region runs from base 288 to 842 and encodes 184 amino acids.